ACAACUGAUACAUGGCUCUCGACUUGCCAGUUCUCUCUCUCUCUCUCUGACAUGCCGUGCGUCGAAUGCGAACGCGGGAAGUAUAUUUUGUUGCUGUGCGUGUUUGAGUUCUGUGAGACUUGUUUAUGUGUUGACAUGUUCGACUGCUUUUGGUAUUCUGCUAACGGAACGGUGUUGUACGUGUACAAAUUUUGAGGAGAAUCUAGUGAAUGGAACUUUGCGAAAUUUACGGGUCUUGAGCUGAUGUGUUAUUCGUUGUGUUAAAAUAAAUACAUUAGUUAACACCGCACAACUGGCGUCCAACAGCGAUUCUGUGACAGCUGUAAACACCAAAACCGCGUUUCGUUUUAAAUACUUAUAUUUUUGUUUUGUGAGACUUAUUCAGUCGCCGAAUUGAGAGGUACAUAUAUCUGGAAAACUAGUAUUGGCAUAAACAAAUUAACUUUGGAUACUAGUGACAUGCACCAUCUUAGGAUAUAGGAAAAUACAUCCAAAUGCUUUGUUUUUCCAAUAUCACAAUACCAAUUUCAUGUACGAUGAUCGGAGCAGAAAAAGUGGCAGCGACAUGUGGUGUCGAGAGAAAGAGGCCAUUCGUGUCCUGCAUCAGAUUGAAUGGAGUCCCCAUUCUUCCGCCACUACUGGACAAAAGCACCAAAACAAUGGCAAUGGAAGCAAAGAACAGGGCACUGCAGUUGGAAAUGCAGCUGGGGUGGACUGAUGGCUACCAAGAACAAAAGUGUGCCAAGAAGUUGGCAGAGAAAAGGAGAGAAUAUGCGGUUAGCUUGUCAGAUCAGAACGGUACGUGCGGCAGAGGUCCCAGAGAUGCGAGUGAGGCUUUCCUGCAGUGUACUUGUGGUGGAAAAGGACGACAUCACAUCUUGAGGAAAUGUACCUCCGCACCGUGUCUGACGGACGGAUCACCGAAUGCCGUGCCGUGGAGGUCGCAGGCAGGCAGCUCUUCUGCCAGAAGGUCGACGAUCCUUCCUUUCUUUCUGUCUACGGGCUCGGCAAAAGUUUUGAGAAAGUGCAGUUCUGCAGAAUACCUGCCAGUGAAACGGCAGAGCGAAAAUAAGUCGGAUUCGGAGUGCGCCCACUGUAGGUGCGCCAGAGAACCUGAUCGUGCUGUCAUAUCUAGCAGCCGGUCAUUUUCCUUGGAGCAGCAGAGAGCCAUAAAUUCCAAAGUCAGUUUGCCAGCUAAGGUUCGUGACAGAAACGGGCCACAGAUCACAUACAUGAAAGGCGGGGGUGUCGCAUCUGCCGAGUCCGAGCUCUCUCUCGUGUCGGCGUCGCCCCAGAAGAACGACCCAAGUGACAAUUCUGCUUCAGACUCCACGUGGGCGGUGAGCUUCUACAGAAAGCUGUUGCCCCUGGAGAACGAGGACAGGAACUUCGACUCUGACUCGUCAGACGAGGUCGACGGGAGGCAGCCGCCGGGGACAGGGGGCUCGGGAGGCGGCUCGCACAGCGCGUCGUCGGACUACGUCACGGCACGGGAGAGCAGCGUGGUGCUGCUGGACAUCCCGCCCGCCCCUGGUGCCGACGACAACUGGAGCGGCGGCUACCGGCUCGUUCGCCAGGGCUCGUACGUCCUGGAUAAGCCCAGUGAGGCACUGUUGGACCACCUGCAGAAACAGAGGACGGGCGAAACUGGGCUUCAUCACCCUGUCAGACCUACAAAAGAAUCGUCAGUCCAGACAGCAAUAGAUGAGCUCGAGCUGCCGGACGUCGAAGACGACACUGCGGACCUGGUGGUGAGUUCGAAGGUGUCGGAGCUGCGGGAGAAGCUGAGGAAGAGGUUCGACGCGGCGAUGGAGGCGCUGCUGGUGAGGCAGCGGGCCGAACAGGAAGCGCUGGCCAGGUCGUUCCUGCAGGUGCAGCAGUCGGCACGGCUGCAGAUGAAAGCGUCGGCAGUAAUAAAUGCUGCCGCGAGGGGCUACCUCGUCCGGAGGCUGAUGAAGACGAAGCACGUGCAGGACCUGAUAGAGACCAUGGAGGAGAGUUUGAAAUGUAUCUUCGAAUUGAAAGGAGAGUCACUGAGGCCACUACGUGCCGACCAGGAGCUGUAUGAUCGGCUCUUGCAGCAGCUGACUGCUGCAUGCAGUACAUUUUACGAAACAUUUUUUGAUAUUUCUACUGGAGAGAGGAUGAAGAUUAUUGCAGCUGACAGGGAGAGGUUGAAAUAUCUCCAGCUAAAGGCAGCCUCUCUUGGUCUGCACAGCAAACGGCCUACCACACGAUAGCAGCGGAUGGCAUGACAUACCACAUUGAGGUAUUGCCACGUGGAUUGUUUCAGCAGAAGAAGCCUGGCUGCACUGAAGAAGAUCAGUGUAGAGUAGCCAAUUGCAACACGAGGUGUACUACUAUUUAAAAAUUUGCCGUUCUCUUGGCUGUGCUGUUUCUGUGCCUUUUUAAACUCGGAUACCACUUCAGACUUGCUAUACUCGCUAUAUAUAUGAAAUUACACACCUUCAAUAUUGUCUGCACAAAUACUAAAUGAGAUGUCAACAAUACACUUCAGCUCCACACCACACUCUAUUGCUCUCUCCUGAGUGACAAGCUGUAAUGAUAACGUUGUACAUUUUUUGUGCAACCAGCAUUUAUUUCACAAGAAUAGGUUACCAAAUAGUUCCUCACCUACCAAAAAUAAUUGUAUCUAGUCUAGUACUGACAUGCUUAUUAAUUAUGCAUUUAACUGCACGGUUGUUGCAUUUUUGCUAAAUACUCACUGUCCUUCGUCACUGCAGUCGAUGGUAAUAUUUAAUGAGUGCCUUCAUUAUAUAAGUUUUGUGCCUGUUUCAGUCACACAGUCAGACUGAACUGUGGCCUGCAUGAGUAGAUAGGUGGAAAAAAAAAAGAAAAAAUGCAUUAGUUUUGUGUUUGUUUUACGAGGGAAAAGGAAGACGAGCAUCACCCUUUUAGAGGCUAAAUGUGUUGGAGUAAAUGGCUAUAAACGGGGACACGAGCUCGAAAAGACUGAACUAGAGCUUAUGUAAUCCAAAGAUAAUUAAUAAUUCUUAAUAUACAAAUAAUUAUUUUCAUCGAAGCUUGCCACUGUCUUUCUGUGCGUUUGUAACUGUGUAAGUUGAAUUAACUGUACUUAAUUAUUCCUGAGGCUGUGAAUCUAUCAGUGCUUGUUUGUUUUUUUAUUUACCCUUUUUCAACUGCGGACAGGUUGUGAGAAUUUGGGACAGAUAACCUGCGAGAACAUUGCAGGAGUGUUCAGUCCAUUGUUAAGCCUGUUCCUAUCCUGAAGGUAGAAACUGUUCUCAGUGUAAUGGGAGGGGGGGGGGGGGGCUAGUGGGAAAAGUGCUUUCAGUCCACCUCCAUACUCCAUAUCGUGCACCUUCCUGUGCAUAGGCACCUCAACUGUUCACUUUGUGACCCAGUACUGCUUUAGUGUUCUGUCCUCGGUCUUCUCUCAGAAAGCUAAUCUCACAUUCCAAGAAAUUUUGAAGAAAAAUGUUUUCUUAUUGCAGUUGUGGGGGCGGGGGGGGGGGGGGGGGGAGAAAAGAAACAGAACCACAGACCUAUUCUAAUGAAAAUUAUGUAUAAACAUUAUCAAAGUCUAUAGAUGCAUGUGAUACAUAUUUCAUUGUGUGAGGUAAAAAAUAAAAUACCAUAAGAGGCAUGUGAAACUGUUCUGUCUGUGUAAUAAGAAAUGUCAUGCUGAUGAAUUUGCAUUUCAUUUUGCUGGACCUCGUAGAAACUUCUAGCGAGAAAGUUUCUAAGAAAACUGUGAAAUAAGUUUUGGUAACAUUGGAGACAGCAUUAUUCUAUCACAUCACACACAAACUCAUUUUAUUUACGAGGGAAGCGGAACGCGGCCGCACGUGAGUACUCGGGUGCCAGGAUUUUACUUCCGACAGCUCAUAUUAAUACGACCGAGGAUAUUCCCUACCUCCUGAAAAUUUUUUAUUUGCAGCUCCUACUGACCCUUUGCCACCGCACCCACUAUCCGACCCGUCGAUGUAUUCUCUACAAAAACAAUUGUAGGUACUUUCUGGCCAAUACUUCUGUAGAAGUCACCCAAAAUAUAUUUUCGCUCGUGGUAUUGUGAAACCAGAGUUUUAUCAACAAAACUAUUGUCCUCGGCAUGAAUAAAUGCAUCGUACACAAAAUUUCUUUCUUGCUGCUGCAGUGUCUCUCCAUUCCAAUAAAAUUAUACUUUCUGCAUAAAAAACUGAAUGAGUGGAGAAGACAAGAACGGAGGUCUCUGAGCCAGAAUAAUUUAUAUUUUUCAUAGAGAUCAGUCUGUUUUUCUAGCUGUCGGGGACUUCCUUCUGUUGCAGUUCUAACCGACACUUUCUGUAAAAAUCAUCAAAUUCUGUAGACUUUCAUUUUUAUUUACGUCCUUUUCUCGGAGAAUCGAAACGGAGAGAUUCUGCCGCCUUUAAUGCACUGUUAAUACAGAAUGCAGUCAAAUUGGGAACAGCAUACUGUUUUGCCGUCAUUUUAUGAACUUGCAGAAAAUCUACAUUAUCCCAGGCUUCUUCACUGUCAGUCAGAUCAGUGAAGAGCUUCAGUACAUUCAAUAUGAGAAUUUUAGACUGUUAUCAAAUGUCUUUUCACCCUGUACGUACACCGACUAGAGCAGCACUAUAUGUUGGCUGUAGCCCCUGCGUUUUGCUCACUACUGAACACACAUCAGUGCACAGGUCUGUGGGAGACUGAAACCACAAGUGAACACACAACACCGCACCGAGCACACAGCUGGCGCUGACCUAGACGUGGCAAGAAAGCUACAAGGCAGGCAGUUUGUAGUGCCGAGUACCAGCCAGACUGCAAGAAGCUGGUGUGACCUCGAAGUGUCCACUUCUGUGACAGCUGCUCUAAACAUUGAUACAGUUCUGUACAGCUACUAUCCUCAAGUGUAUUGGUGUGGCCACACUCUAUCGACUCCUAACUAUCGACACAAUUUCGACGUGCUCUCGAAAGUUGCUAUUGCGUUAAGUCUCUGGCACUCUUGUUAAGCAUAAAAAACUUUGGUGUGCUGUCGAUUGUCAUUUAUUUCUUACAUAAUAAUUCAAUAACAGUUCAGGCAUAGAAGUUCAUGGACUAUUCCAGUAGUGUUCUGUGGGUGGCACACGAUUAUUGUAAUUGAGAGCUCACACGGGAGUAUUUGCGCACCACCUGGAGAGCCCGUAUCUUAGCGAGACAGAGGCAGCAAUUCAUUGUGCCUGCUCUCUCUCUCUCUCUCUCUCUCUCUCUCUCUCUCUCUCUCUCUCUCUCUCUCUCUCUCUCUCUCUCUCUCUCAGUUCUGUGCCAAAUAAUUUAAUCCCCGUCACCGUAUUUAACCUCUGUCAUCAAUUUGUACGAAGCCGAAAUUUCCUUAUGUGACUGUGGAAUGUGCCAUUUUUACUCUCUUAGAUCUACUAAAUUUGCUAAAACAGUUAAUUCUAUAGAGGAUUUAAUCUAACACAUUGUAAAAGUAAAAGACAAAACACAGAAGUAACACCCCUUUUUAUUAAACAGUUUUGUAGUAUAUAAUUCAUCAGUCUCAAAAUGCUAUUCGUUCAUCUAGAAGAACGUCUCUUCUUUCAUUCACAGCCAGAACAGAAGUAAGUCACUUGUCUCAAAUGUUUUAGCGUCGUACAAAUUUAUUGCCACCAGAGUGAGAUGACAGUACAGUUCACGACUCGGCUGAGCGAGUUAAGUGAUCUGGAGACAAAACUAGGGCAUCAGUAACGCGACACUAGGUGUAUUUUGUCGGAGCACUACUUCUACAUCAAUUGGCACCAUUUUGAUACUGAGUACUUAACCUAUUCUUUACUUUCCUUCUCGUGGACUUGCUGAAUUACACUUAUUUUAUGGCACUCGGGAUUAUAUUUUCACUAGUUCUACAAUAACUGAUACAGCUAACAGGUUUAGUGAUCUCAUCGGCACAUUCCUUUAACACCACUGUCGAGAUACUGUCCCGUGUGUGCAAGUGUUCUUUCAUUAGCUUUUGCAUUGUGUUAAAUGCCUCCUGUCGAUUAAUCUCCACAGAUUUGAGCCCUGCAGUGUAUGUGAGAUUAUUUGGUGUAAGCCUUUGAUCUGUAAAGGGGGCUGAUUGGUCAAAAGGAUAGAUAAAGUGCUUAUCAGAUAAAUACAUAUUGCAAUCAGAUUGUUCGCUAUGUAGCCAUCACGUCUAGUGCCGAGUGGUUAACUUCACACAUUGCUGGAGGAUUACAGUGUUUGUGGAACUCUCCCUAGGAUGCAUUGUAUAUGUUGUGUGUCGCCUCGUUGUCUGUCUGUCGCCUUGUUGUCUGUCUGUCGCCUCGUUGUCUGUCUGUCGCCUCGUUGUCUGUCUGUCGCCUCGUUGCCUCUGUCUGUCUGUCGCCUCGUUGCCUCUGUCUGUCUGUCGUCGCCUCGUUGCCUCUGUCUGUC
Messenger RNA from Schistocerca gregaria, 6366 nucleotides. RefSeq lists its product as uncharacterized. NCBI's taxonomy places the organism in Eukaryota, Metazoa, Arthropoda, Insecta, Orthoptera, Acrididae. The transcript has 7 exons. Gene Ontology annotation, cellular component: centriole. The record is from RefSeq and is a predicted model, not a curated record. Gene Ontology annotation, molecular function: protein binding. Bases 495 to 2240 code for a protein of 581 amino acids. Gene Ontology annotation, biological process: regulation of cytokinesis; centrosome duplication; centriole replication.